Myripristis murdjan (pinecone soldierfish) is the source of this 1644-nucleotide messenger RNA. RefSeq names its product probable enoyl-CoA hydratase. NCBI's taxonomy places the organism in Eukaryota, Metazoa, Chordata, Actinopteri, Holocentriformes, Holocentridae. The coding region runs from base 214 to 1140 and encodes 308 amino acids. Gene Ontology annotation, molecular function: catalytic activity. The record is from RefSeq and is a predicted model, not a curated record. The transcript is spliced from 7 exons.
UGGUUUGUUUCUACAGGGACUCAAACAGUGUUGCACUGUUUCGGUUUGAUUUAUGACCUGUUGUUCUUUCUUAACGUCCAAGUUUAGUUACCGUAGAGUUUGCUAUCAGAUACUUCUGUAUAUUUCUUUUUUGUAACGUGACAUUGUCGGCUGUUGGACACGUUUUGUUUUACGAGCCUGAAGAUUUUCCAGUUGUUUGUUUAAGUUUUACGGAUGAGUCUGAAACACUGUCAGACGUUGGCCCCACUUUUAGGAGCCAUCUGUCAAAGGAAAAUAUGGGGACACCCGCUUCGGGUGAGUCUGGUGCAGAGAGGAUACUGCGACACUGCAAAAGAAGGAGAAAAGACAGGAAGAGUUACAGGGCAGACUGUGGUCUCAGAGCGAAAGGGGUCCGUGGUCACCGUGGCAAUAAACCGUCCCGAGGUGCGUAACGCGGUGAACCAGGAGACAGCAAGGCGUCUGCUGGAGGAGCUGGAGGCCUUUGAUGCAGAUCCAGCUCUCAAUGUGGCUGUCCUUCAUGGGAAAGGAGGGAAUUUCUGCGCUGGUUAUGAUCUGAAAGAGCUGGCCAAUCAAACAGCCUCCCUCAAAUUGGAGCAAGAUGUCACUAAGGGUCCUGGUCCGAUGGGUCCAUCCCGCCUGGAGCUGUCGAAGCCGCUGAUAGCUGCGGUCAGUGGCUUCGCUGUGGCUGGGGGCCUGGAACUGGCUUUACUGGCAGAUCUGAGGGUGGUGGAGGAGAGCGCCAUCAUGGGGGUAUUCUGUCGCAGGUUUGGAGUUCCCCUGAUUGAUGGAGGCACAGUGCGGCUCCCACGGCUCAUUGGUCUGUCCCGAGCCCUUGACCUGAUUCUGACCGGACGACCAAUCGGAGCCCAGGAAGCUCUUGCGUACGGACUGGCCAACAGAGUCGUUCCUGAUGGACAAGCUUUACAGUCAGCCCUGGAGCUAGCAGAGCAGAUCAGCUCCUUCCCCCAGCGGUGUUUGCGUGCUGACCGCUCCUCAGCCAUCUACAGCUCCUACGACGCUCCCUCCUUCACGCAGGCUAUGCAGUAUGAGAUCGACCGGGGAGUUCCUGUCAUCCUAUCAGAAGCUGUCGACGGGGCAACCAGGUUCACCUCUGGAACAGGAAGAGGAGGAAAAUUCUAGAAGCUAUAGUUAGCAGAGGGCUUUCAGGUGAACUAAAGCUAAAUGUACACCUCAGUCAUCUCAACAACGUGGAACAGACACGGUUCAUUUCUCUGUUGGGAACUGAUCGUUUCAACAUUGAUAAAUCUGAUUGAUUAGUGCUCAGAUCAUCUCAGCCAAGCUUGUUAGUCCGCUGGUGUACUCACACAUAAAGUAGGCCUUGCUGUUCUUUGGAAUAAACUUAAUCCAGAGGUCCUAUGUCACUCCAGCAUCUUUUUUUAUACUCAAAGUAAUUGACAGUUAAGAUAGAUAAUUAGUCAAUUGUAAUUGGGUGUGAUAAUGGACUAUGUGCAAUAAAUGAGUAAAUUAAGAUCAGUGAAGAGUGUAUCAUCACUGGUUAAGGACUUGAACCUCAGAGUUCUCAGAGUUUAGGACUUGAGCUUGACCUUCACUAUCACUGAUUCUUGGGAAUUUGGAUAAAACAGGUUUUAAUUUUGAAAAAAAAAAAAAAAAAAGUGAGUUAAA